Thermothielavioides terrestris NRRL 8126 is the source of this 333-nucleotide messenger RNA. RefSeq lists its product as uncharacterized. The coding region runs from base 1 to 333 and encodes 110 amino acids. Lineage: Eukaryota; Fungi; Ascomycota; Sordariomycetes; Sordariales; Chaetomiaceae. The record is from RefSeq and is a predicted model, not a curated record. The transcript is spliced from 3 exons.
AUGACUUCCACUACCGUCCGCCGCAUCACGCUGUUCAAGGUUCCAGACGAGGACAAGCAGCUGAAGCUGGUCAAGGCGUACCGCACGAUGAAGAAGGAGCUGCUGGAGGAGAAAAAACGUUCCAUCUUGCUGCUCGACGUCGCCAAAGCCACGGACGACCCGCGCUCCAAGGGCUACACGGUGGCCGCGAUCAUGUCGUUUGGCAGCAGGGCCGACAUGGAGGAGUACGAGGAGUGCCCUGCGCACAAAGCGCUUCAGGAGGUGGCCAAGGGGCUGGUUGCGGAGCCGCCGCUGGUGGUCGUGUUGGAGGGGGAGACGGAUGUGACGAAUUGA